GGGGAAGAGGGAUGAGUUGGUUAGGGUUGAUGAGGGGAGGGGGUGGUUGUUUGGUGGGGAGGGGGUUGUGAUUGAUGUGAUGAUGUACUUUUUGUGGUUUUGCGGGUUAGAACAAGAUAGAAGUAUUUCGGAAAUAUGAUAGUAAGAAAUGAAAGGACGAUUAGAAAACGAGUUGACUCUGAUUUUGGAAAAUGUAGGUAGAUAUAAAUGCCAGCAGGACUAAAGGAACAAAAAAUCAAAAGAAAAAAAGGAAGGGACUUUGAAAAUAACUCAUAACCCAGAUCUUGAUCUAUAAGUUGCCCAAAACCCACGAUAUCCAAACGCCUCGCUAUAUCUAUACCUGAUAUCUCACAAGCGCCAAGAACAAAAAACCAACCCGAUCCCAGAAUCCCAAAGCUCACCUCAUCUCAUAACAGGCGGUCUCCCCUCCUUAUUCCACUUGACUCUCGUCCUCACCCACUCCACCGCCUCCUUAACCCCCGUCCCCGUCAAAGCACUAACAGGAAGCACUCUCGAAUCCCGAAUGCCACUCCCCUUACUCCCCUCAAACACCUUCUUCACCAACCCCUCCUUAAUCCUCACCACCUCCACACAAUCCUCUCGGUCCUGUUUAUUGGCCAGCACCAACAGUGGCACGCCCUCCGUCUCACUAUGCGUCAAGACAUCUUCCAACACUAACCUACACUCCUCCAAUCGAUCGUUAUCUUCAUGUUCCAGGUUCCCGUCCCCGAUAUCUGUGCUAUCGAUGAUAAAUACGAUGGCGUGACAGGAGGUGUAGUAUGACUGCCACAGUUUUCGGAGAGAGUGCUGUCCGCCUACGUCCCAUAUUUUUAUGUACAUGUCUGGUAGCGUGAUGGUGGAGACAUUCUGCCCAACGGUUGGGACUGUUUUGAGUUUUGGGGCGGGUGCCGAGGGGUUGAAGAGCGCUUUUACUUGUUCGUGGAAGGUGGUUUUGCCGGCGUUGUCGAGGCCGAGGAGGAGGACGGAGUAUUCUGUGGGAGGAGUUAGUACUGGUGGGCGAAAUGGAGAAUUGAGGGGAGGGACCUUCUUUGCUUGUGGCAUACAAGUAGAGGCCUUUUGCGAGGUGAUACAUGGUGGUUCGCUCUCUAGCUCGACGGCAAUGGCAAUCGGUAGAUGACGUGUGAAGAAGGAAGGAGUUUUGAAUGCCCUAACGACAAAGGCAUAUGCUUCUUCAUAUGGAAAUCAAUAUCUGGCAGGCUUGGAUCGGGAUGAUGUUGAAUUGAAGGCUGAGAUGAAGUACUUGGCCUUUCCCCACAAGGCUGAGGUGAGAGAUGGUCGACCAAUGAGAGGCUUUCAGAUGAUGUGGCUCAAAUCCGGGGUGUGGCGUUCGUGGCUAGUACCCGUAAUUUCAACGCGCUUCCAUGUAACAUCUUCAUCUCAUAACAAACAAACCCACCUGAUUACAUGAAUGUUGUUGUAUGCCGAUUUAUACACUGAUAAUCCUCCCCAAAACACCAUUCAAGCAGCAUAAUAACGGCUGAGAAAGCAUUACAAGCUUUACUUGAUGUGGUAAAGAUGGCACCAGUGGAGACAACCUCAGCCCCCAGGCAAGUUCAUCUAUCGUGAUUUCACCACGUUUUAGCAGCCAUUUCAUCACUUAUACCUUUUUACAUCUCAUAAUUCUUCUAUUUAGAAGCUAUUUUGAGAAUACAACCUUCAGUCCUUUGAAUUCAUUUCAUAAGAACUCUUCCGAAUAUCUGCUGAUGACGUAUCUCAUAGCCUCAUCCCAGCAACCAUCACAGGAUUCCAUUUCUUUUCAAUCGGAUAUCUUGUAUUGCUAGCAGGAAGAACUAUUUAUCGCUCAAAACUAGCUCUUACUCCAUCCUCGGCAACUAGAUAUCGCGAGCCUUUACGUCGAAAUCAUGUUCGGACUUUUUCUCUCCUAGCCAUUGCUAGUAUGUUCUCUGCGGGCUUCUUUGGGUUAAAAUAUGCUACGCUUUCUUAUCGAGUAUGGGCUGCUGAAAGAGGGGUGGUAUUACCUAUAACGUGAGUACACCUUUAACUGAGUAAACGGGAAAUAUAAUUAACGAGUGAAUAGACUUUUUGGCGACGAUGGAGCAUUCCGUCCAGGUGAACAUCCCGGGAGAGUACAUAUCGUGAGAUGGCUUAGCGAUACGCCCUUCUAUCGAGAUGCUCUUGAAAUCGUUUCCGAAAAGCAGAGACAUUUCUGGUGGGGCCAACAAGCAAAUCUUGGACUUACAGCCUGGAGUAUGUUUGUAGCCAUCGAAGGACGAAGACGCAAAAUCUCGAAUCUAUGGGUCUUUUUGGCUCUUUCCCAGCUUAUCAAUCUAUCUUUUGCUCAGAACUUAUUCUUCAUUGCUGUCUUGCUCACUCCUGUACCCCUACCGGGAAAUGUCAAGGACAUUACGAGAGAUUCCAUGGGUGUUACUUCAAACAGGUUAGCCGAUCAAUCUCGAAAGGGGUGUUGUUCAUUAAAAUUUCCCAUAGAUUCUCGGAAAUUAAGGAGAAAAUGUUUCCAGAGAAACCGGAAGGAUUCAUUCCCCAUACUGGACUCUAUAUCAGUCUUAUCCUCACUAACUUCAUGUCCAUCUUCCUCAUCCCAUUCGCUUCCAAUACCCCCUCAUUCACAACCAUCUCUAUCCUCUCUCGCACCCUCCCCUUCUCGUUCCUCGCUCUCCCGUACAUAAUCCCACAGUCCUGGGGCAAAAUUCAUACGAACCCUCACACACCCCAAUUAACCUAUUCAACAAUCUUCCGCACCAUCUCUGCCAUCUCCCUAUUACAUCUAAAAACCACCACACUGGCAUUAAUCCACAACACGCCCUCGGAGUAUACAUACCGUCACUCCAUCCUUCAUCCAUUCUCGUCAGAACAUCACUCUACUUUAGACCGUGGAUCUACAGCCGUCACUAGUCUGCUCGGAGCUAUUGGUGAGCAUCCUGCUGUCAGUGCUGCCGGCUGGGAUGUUCUCCUCUCAGGACUCAAUUUGGGAAUCUGGGCUGCGGCAAGGGGAUUAGAUGCAAAUGAUACGAUGAGCUCUUGUAUUCCAUUCUUUGGUUCCGUCAAGAAAGUUUCAGAAGCUGCUGAGGAAGUGAUCGUGGACGAGAUUAAAGAGGAACUGUUGGUCUCCCCCUUCUCCUUCCUCUCUCGAUAAAUUCAUGAAGCAAACACUAACUCUCCACUUCGCAGGACAUCCACGUCCCGCACCCCAGGUCGACCAAAGAAAUCCGCCACCACUGGUAAACGCGGCAGACCGGCUAAGAAUAGGUUGCCCACGCCAGAGGAUACUUAUCAACCUGAUGAGACUGGACCAGUGGCAGAGGGCGAUGAAGAGGUGGAAGAGGAUUGGGAGAGUGCGGCACUCGCUUGGGGUGGUAUUGCGAUUGGAGGGUUGGGAUUUGGUAGCGCGGGGGCUUAUGGUGGGGAGGUUAGAGCGAGGUGAGUUUAAGAUGGGAGGAGAGAGGGAGUUGUUUUUUAAAGUUUUGUUUUUGGUAUAUCAAGGGUCGGGGGCUCAUGGGGUGGGAUUGGCUGGGUGUGAGAUUGUGAAGUGUGAAGCGGGAGUAUAGUCUUUUGGUUGGAUGGUUUUGUUCUGGGUAUAACGACAUUAGGAAGUCGAUUUAAGAGAAUCUGAGCGUGGAGAUGUAGGAGCCAGUCAGAUGUAUGGGGGUAGAAAGUCAUUCCACUACGAUAUCCAGUUCCGAUUUCUGAAGGACACAAUCCGCUGGCUUACUUGUAAAUAUUCAACAAGGUACAGUCUCAUCAUCCCCUCACUAGAAUGAUGCUAAGACCAUACAUAGUCUCAGCCUUGAUGCAUCAGUGUCUUUAGUUAAGAAACGCGGUUUAGACUCUCAACUUACUAAGUUACUACCACUGCACGCAGGAGC
Molecule: messenger RNA, 3866 nt
Organism: Hymenoscyphus albidus
Lineage: Eukaryota; Fungi; Ascomycota; Leotiomycetes; Helotiales; Helotiaceae
Source: the annotation of a GenBank genome assembly